Molecule: messenger RNA, 3320 nt
Organism: Microplitis mediator
Lineage: Eukaryota; Metazoa; Arthropoda; Insecta; Hymenoptera; Braconidae
Exons: 22
Coding region: 184-3294 (1036 amino acids)
Molecular function (GO): heme binding; monooxygenase activity; iron ion binding
Source: RefSeq, a predicted model, not a curated record
UGUUGAGUGUGGAUAGUGUUUUUAUUCAGACAUUAUUUGAAAGGCCAGUUGUGUUGCGACGACUCGAUCAACCAGAUCAUUAAUCGCUGAUCCUUAAUCGUUGAUCGUUGAUCGCUGAUAUUAUCAGACACUUGAUUUAUUUAAACAAAAAAUAAUACUGGCUUUUUUUUUAAAUAUAAAAUCAUGGAUUUACAGGCCUUAAUAUGUACUAUUUUAUUUUCAUUUAUUUUUUUAUUAAUUAUGAUAAAUUUUUAUAUACAUGGAACUAGACGAGGACGACUUUGUGAUAAAAUUCCUGGACCUAAAUGGUAUCCAAUUAUUGGUAAUGCUUUGGAUGUUAUGGUUCCACUUGAGGAUCUUUGGCAUUUUUUCCGACGUUCAUCAAGGAAUUAUUAUCCUGUUUUUAAACUGUGGCUUGGUUUUUGGCCGAUAAUUAAUAUUCGACAUGCUGAUGAUGUUGAAAUACUACUCAGUAGCAAUAAAAACAUCAAGAAAAGUUUAUUUUACGAUUAUUUACAUCCAUGGCUGCAUGAUGGCCUGCUUACAAGUACAGGAAAUAAAUGGCGAAGCAGAAGAAAAAUAUUGACACCAGCAUUUCAUUUGCAUAAUCUUCAUGAGUACAUGGGUUCGAUUACCGAUCAUACUGAUCGUAUGAUUAACAAAAUAAAAUCAGAAGUUAAAUCCGAUGAUGGAGUUAUCAAGGAACUUUUGCCGUUGCUUACAACAUUCACACUCAGUACAAUUUGCGAAUCAGCAAUGGGAGCAACAGCCAAAGAAAAUGACCCUGCUCAAAAAUCCUACAAGCAGUCGGUUUACGAAAUCGGUGAAAUUUUUUACUACAGAGCUGUAAGACCGUGGUUAAAAAGUGAUUGGAUCUUUAAUUUAACAUCCAAAGGUCGCGAACAAGCUAAAUCUUUAAAAAUACUUCAUGGGUUUUCUGAUAAAAUAAUAAAGGAACGGGAAAAAUAUCAUGAAGAAACCAAUGGUAAAUAUUUGAAUGACUUUGUCUCAGGUGGAGUGAAUUCCAGUUUACAAACUGAUGAAAAAGUGAAACGCAAAAGACUCGCUUUCCUUGAUCUUUUGAUCGCUGCCUCAAAACGAGGACUGGGUGUUGACGAUCGCGGUAUCAGGGAAGAAGUUGAUACCUUUGUUUUUGAAGGUCAUGAUACCACGGCCAUGGGAAUGUUUUUUGCCAUUUUACUUUUAGCGGAACAUAAAGAUAUACAAGCUCGAGCGAGAGCAGAAAUAGACGCAGUAUUAAAAGAAAGUAAUGGGAAAAUUUCAGUUGAUGAAGUUCAAAAAUUUACGUAUCUAGAAUGUUGUAUAAAAGAAUCAUUACGACUUUAUCCUAGUGUGCCUAUCAUAGCUAGAGAGAUUCAAGAAGAUGUACAAUUAAAACAUUGUUUCGUACCAAAAGGAGCUUUAGUAAAUAUUCAUAUAGUAGACACACAUCGGGAUCCAAAUUUUUGGCCGCGUCCAAAUAUUUUUGAUCCCGAUAGAUUUUCGUCAGAACGUACAGAAAAACGACAUCCAUUUUCUUACAUACCGUUCAGUGGUGGCCCACGUAACUGCAUAGGUCAAAAGUUUGCGAUGCUUGAACUAAAAACUCUGAUCGCUGGAUUGUUGCAUAAUUUUUAUUUAGAACCACAAGAAACAACAGCGGACAUAAGCAUUCUUCCUGAUCUUGUUAUCAGAGCAGCCCACCCAGUCUUCGUUAAAUUUGUACCAAUAAAAUACAACUUACUAAGCGCACAAAUGGCUUCAUUAAUUUUAAUAUCUGUAUUAUUGUUUAUUAUUUAUUAUAUUUAUAUAAGUGCCUUAAAACGGUCACCUAGAAUAGUAUUUUAUUUGGAUAAAAUUCCCGGCCCUAAAACCAUACCAAUUAUUGGUAAUGCUUUGGAUUUUUUAGUCACCCCAGAUCAAUUGUGGGAUACUGUGAGAUCAAUGAACGAUAAUUUUUAUCCAAUUUAUAGAGUAUGGAGUUUAAAAAAUGGCGUCAUUAAUAUUCGUCACCCUGAUGAUAUUGAAGUAUUGCUAUCAAGUUCGAAAAAUAUUUCUAAAAGUAUGAUCUAUUUCUUUUUAUAUCCUUGGUUUGGUACUGGUCUUCUUACAAGUACAGGAAGCAAAUGGCAGAAAAGAAGAAAAAUAUUAACUCCAGCAUUUCAUUUUAAUGUAUUACGAGAAUUUUCUGGUAUUUUCGAUCAAGAAGCUCGUCGUAUGGUAAAAGAUUUACAAUUUCACGGACAAAUUGCACUAGAUCUCGUUCCUUUUAUAACAAAAUACACUUUAAAUGCCAUUUGUGAAACUGCCAUGGGAACUUCGCUGGAAGGUAAAAAAAGUUCGAUGGACAAUUUCCAAAAAAUUUAUCGCAAAGCUAUUCAUGAUUUGGGAAACUUAAUGUUACACAGAUUAUUGAGGCCCUGGUUACAUCCAGAUUUUUCAUUUCACCUUUCACCUUCAUCGAGACUUCAAACUAAAUGUUUGGAUAUUGUUCGAGGUUUUUCUAAAAAGAUUAUUGGCGAACGUAAAAAAUACCACGAAGACACUAAAGGAAUUCAUUUGAAAGAAUUAAAUGAAAAAAAUGUCGCAGAAGUAGAUAAAGAUUACGCGCGAAAAAAAAGAUUGGCGAUGCUUGAUUUAUUAAUUGCGGCGAUGCGGAACGGGCAUAUCGACGAAGACGGUAUCUGGGAAGAAGUUGACACUUUUAUGUUUGAAGGUCACGAUACCACAGCAAUGGGUAUUUGUUUCACUCUUUUACUCCUUGCUGAACAUAAUGAAAUCCAGGAACGAGUAAGGCAGGAAUUUGAUGAUGUUAUUAACAGUAAUGAUGGACAAAUAAGUAUCACAGAAUUACAGAAGUUAUCUUAUCUUGAACGUUGUAUCAAAGAAGCUUUGCGUUUGUACCCAAGUGUUCCUUUUAUCUCACGUAAUAUCACCGAUGACAUGCAACUGAGAGAAUAUUUUAUACCAAAAGAUAUAAUGGCUCAUAUACACAUCUACGAUUUACACCGGGAUCCAAAUUUUUGGCCCGAUCCGUUGCGUUACGAUCCAGACCGAUUUUUACCCGAAAAUAUCCAAGGACGACAUCCGUUUUCGUAUGUACCGUUCAGUGCAGGACCGCGUAAUUGCAUUGGACAAAAAUUUGCAAUGCUAGAAUUGAAAGCAAUAAUAGGUCAUUUGAUACACAAUUUUUAUCUGGAACCCAUCGAUCUGGCAGGUGAAAUUCGCAUGCUACCAGAUCUGGUAUUGAGACCGAAAAAUUCAGCCCGCAUAAAAUUAACUCCCCGUCAAUAAAUUAUCAAUAAAUAAAAUAAAAUAAA